AUGAGGAGGGAGAACCAGAGCAGCGUGUCCCAGUUCCUCCUCCUGGGGCUCCCCAUCCGGCCAGAGCAGCAGGGCGUGUUCUUCACCCUGUUCCUGGGCAUGUACCUGACCACGGUGCUGGGGAACCUGCUCAUCAUCCUGCUCAUCAGGCUGGACUCUCGCCUCCACACCCCCAUGUACUUCUUCCUCAGCCACUUGGCCCUCACUGACGUCUCUAUCUCAUCAGUCACUGUCCCUAAGAUGCUGAUGGACAUGCAGACUAAGAAAAGAUCAAUACCCUAUGUGGGGUGCAUUUCUCAGAUGUAUUUUUUCAUACUGUUUGGCUGUCUUGACAAUUUCCUUCUUGCAGUGAUGGCAUAUGACAGGUAUGUGGCCAUCUGUCACCCACUCCACUACAUCUCUGUCAUGAAGGAGGAGCUGUGUGUCUUACUAGUAGCUGGGUCCUGGUUCGUCUGUUGUGUCCACGCCCUGUUUUACACCCUUCUUCUGACUAUGCUGCAGAGUCAUCAAAACCAAUCCAGCGCCUCUGAGUUUUUCCUCCAGGGAAUAUCUGAGUCUCCAGAGCAACAGCAGUUACUGUUUGGACUUUUCCUGUGUAUGUAUCUUGUCACCUUGACUGGGAAUGUGCUCGUCAUCCUGGCCAUCGGCUCUGACCCGCACCUCCACACCCCCAUGUACUUCUUCCUGGCCAACCUGUCUUUUGCCGACAUGGGUUUAACAUCGUCCACAGCUCCCAAGAUGCUGGUGAACGCCCAGACUCAGCAUCACAGCAUCUCCCGUACUGAUUUCCUCACGCAAAUGUAUUUCUUUCUGAUGUUUGGUGACCUGGACAGCUUCUUCCUGGCUGUAAUGGCAUAUGACCGCUACGUGGCCAUUUGCCGCCCUUUCCACUACUCCACGGUCAUGAGCCCCCGAGUCUGUGCCCUGCUGCUUGCACUGUGCUGGGUCCUCACCAACACUGUGGCCCUGACUCACACCAUCCUCAUGGCUCGGCUGUCUUUCUGCGUUGUUGGAGAAAUAGCUCACUUUUUCUGUGACAUAACUCCUGUCCUGAAGCUGUCAUGUUCUGACACCCGCAUCAACGAGUUGAUGGUUUUCUUAGGAGGCACAGUGCUCAUCGUCCCCUUUAUAUGCAUUGUCAUCUCCUACAUCCACAUUGUAUCGGCUAUCCUGAGGGUCCGGAGCCCUGGUGGCAGGGGUAAGGCCUUUUCCACCUGCAGCUCCCAUCUCUGUGCUGUCUGUGUGUUCUAUGGGACCCUCUUCAGUGCCUACCUGUGCCCUCCCUCUGUUGCCUCUGAAGAGAAGGACAUUGCAGCAGCUGCAGUGUACACCAUAGUGAUUCCUUUGCUGAACCCCUUUAUCUACAGCCUAAGAAAUGAGGACAUGAAGGGGGCCCUAAAGAGGCUCUUCAGUCUCAGGAGAAUUUUUUUCCUUUGGAUAUGGUGA
Molecule: messenger RNA, 1446 nt
Organism: Galeopterus variegatus (Sunda flying lemur)
Lineage: Eukaryota; Metazoa; Chordata; Mammalia; Dermoptera; Cynocephalidae
Product: olfactory receptor 1N1-like
Biological process (GO): G protein-coupled receptor signaling pathway
Cellular component (GO): membrane
Molecular function (GO): G protein-coupled receptor activity; olfactory receptor activity
Source: RefSeq, a predicted model, not a curated record